Salvelinus fontinalis (brook trout) is the source of this 1540-nucleotide messenger RNA. RefSeq lists its product as uncharacterized. The record is from RefSeq and is a predicted model, not a curated record. Bases 411 to 932 code for a protein of 173 amino acids. Lineage: Eukaryota; Metazoa; Chordata; Actinopteri; Salmoniformes; Salmonidae. The transcript has 8 exons.
UUUAUCAUUACCUGUUCAUUUCUCUCCAUACCGAUCCUUUAUCUAGAAUGCAACUUCCUCCUUUUUCCUACCCUGGUCCCAAAGAUCUGUUUGUGUUGUCAUGCCAACUCCUAUGGUCAUUGAAACACAAGACGGCACAAACAGAUCGGUGACCAGGCUACCCUUUUCUAUUGAGCACCUUUACAUUGUAUUUCCAAACCUAGUUCUGUGUAGGCUAGUGGACCGCCAAGGACCUAUCCCUCUUCAUGUGCAUGAUUAGCGCUACCUCAGAGAAAUGGAGACAAUGCGACUGAGAAGAGACAUGAAGGCCCUUCUGAGCCUAAGAGUUUUAUGUUUUGAACAGGGGAGAUUACAUUGGUCAGAAACUGAGAGAGAAUGGCUUUGACCCCAAGGGGAAGGGAUCUACUACCAUGCUGGAUGACCUGGCUCAUUAUGACUUGGCCAUAAGUGUUGCGCUUUGGUGGCUGGAGAAAGAGGAGGGGCAUGAUGUGAUAGACAGAGACGUCGUUGGAGUGGGUAGCCCAGGGUAUAAUGUGCAGUACCCCAACCUUCUUGAAAGAGAGGCAAUGAUCCUCUCUUCCUUCGCUGGGAUGAUCCUGAAUAGCUUGCCUGUAGAAGACAUUCUAGCCCUCUACAGCACCAAACCAUCUGCCGCUUACCUCCACCAGCAUUCCAAGAGCACCAUCGUUCAUCCCUUUACCUUGUCCUACCACCCGCUUGCAAUGCUGGGCUCGUUCAAGGCCGUGGACCACUCCAGGAAGCAUACCCAGAAGUUGAAGUGGUGGCUGUCUGUGCAGGGUAAAGGAGGUGCUGCCUCUGCUGUACAGAGGGCCUUGGUGCAGUCCUCCUCCUCCUCCUCAUCCACAUCUAACACCUUCCUCAGUGUUAGUGGUGAGUCCUUAAAGGAACAAACAGAGCAUUAUGAAGGCUAACAAGAGUCUCUACAUGAUUAAGGAAAUUCCUAUCCUGUGUUAUUAUACUGUUAUUACAGGGUAUCAACCCUCCAGUGUGUUAUCAUACCUCUAGUGGUUUUCUCUAAGUAUCAAUCCUCCAGUGUGUUAUCAUACCUCUAGUGGUUUCCUCUAAGUAUCAACCCUCCAGUGUGUUAUCAUAUCACUAGUGGUUUCCUCUAAGUAUCAACCCUCCAGUGUGUUAUCAUACCUCUAGUGGUUUCCUCUAAGUAUCAACCCUCCAGUGUGUUAUCAUAUCACUAGUGGUUUCCUCUAAGUAUCAACCCUCCAGUGUGUUAUCAUACCUCUAGUGGUUUCCUCUAAGUAUCAACCCUCCAGUGUGUUUAUCAUAUCACUAGUGGUUUCCUCUAAGUAUCAAUCCUCCAGUGUGUUAUCAUAUCAUUAAUGGUUUCCUCUAAGUAUCAACCCUCCAGUGUGUUUAUCAUAUCACUAGUGGUUUCCACUAUAUUUGGUUUAACCCAUCUGUAAGGAAUCAAAUGUUUCACUACACCAUAUACAUUACUGUACAAUUACUAUACACUCUCUGUAACAAAUAAAAUAUGUAUUGCCUAUGUGGAAAGCAGGCAUAU